AUGAUCCCCAUGAUUCUCUCCAACAAUUCUCAUCUCUUCCCACAUACUUUCUUCUUGGCGGGCAUACCAGGACUGGCUAAUGCCCAUAUUUGGAUCUCACUGCCUUUUUGCUUCAUGUUCUUCCUGGCAGUGACUGGGAACGGGGUCUUGCUUUUCCUCAUCCGAACAGAACACAACCUUCACCAGCCAAUGUUUUUUUUCCUUGCAAUGCUCUCCUUUGUUGACCUGGUACUGUCCCUUUCCACUCUGCCCAAGAUGCUGGCUAUCUUCUGGUUUGGUGCCACAGCCAUCAGCUCCCACUCCUGUCUUGCCCAGAUGUUCUUCAUUCAUGCAUUCUCUGCCAUGGAAUCAGGAGCCCUGGUGGCCAUGGCCUUGGACCGCUUUGUGGCCAUCUGUAGUCCACUGCGUUACUCAAGCAUUCUUACCCCGGUCAUUGUUGCCAAGAUUGGGGGCCUGGUGGCUUUGCGAGGUGUUAGUUUGACCAUCUCCUUUCCAAGUCUGGCCCACCGACUGCCCUACUGUGGCUCCCACACAAUCGCCUAUACCUACUGUGAGCACAUGGCUGUAGUGAAGCUAGCCUGUGGGGCCACCACCGUGGAUAACCUCUAUGCUUUUGCAGUGGCGCUAUUUCUUGGUGUGGGGGAUGUGGCCUUUAUUGCCUACUCUUAUGGGAAGAUUGUGAGGACUGUGAUUCACUUUCCUUCAUCUGAGGCACGGGCUAAGGCAGCCAGCACGUGUACAGCACAUGUCUGUGUUAUCAUCUUCUUCUAUGGACCAGGCUUUCUUUCUGUGGUCAUGCAGCGCUUCGGGCCACCCACAGCCUCUGCUGCCAAGGUCAUACUUGCCAACCUUUACUUGCUUUUCCCACCUGCACUGGACCCUAUUGUCUAUGGGGUCAAGACUAAGCAGAUCCGAGAGCAACUGUGCAAGAUUCUGAGUCCCAAAGGGCUUGAUCCCACUUGA
This is a messenger RNA of Erinaceus europaeus (western European hedgehog), 963 nucleotides long. Its product is annotated as olfactory receptor 52K1-like. Gene Ontology annotation, molecular function: G protein-coupled receptor activity; olfactory receptor activity. Bases 1 to 963 code for a protein of 320 amino acids. NCBI's taxonomy places the organism in Eukaryota, Metazoa, Chordata, Mammalia, Eulipotyphla, Erinaceidae. The record is from RefSeq and is a predicted model, not a curated record. Gene Ontology annotation, biological process: G protein-coupled receptor signaling pathway. The transcript has a single exon. Gene Ontology annotation, cellular component: membrane.